Brachypodium distachyon (stiff brome) is the source of this 676-nucleotide messenger RNA. RefSeq lists its product as uncharacterized. Bases 240 to 605 code for a protein of 121 amino acids. The record is from RefSeq and is a predicted model, not a curated record. The transcript is spliced from 2 exons. Lineage: Eukaryota; Viridiplantae; Streptophyta; Magnoliopsida; Poales; Poaceae.
CAAAUCCCUAGUUUCUCGUCUCGUCCUGUGACUCCUCCGUGCCGGCGGCCCGACCGGCUCCUCCGCCGCGCAUCCCCAGCCUCCUCCGUGCCGGCGGCCCGGCACCCGCCAUUCGACAGCCCGGCCGGCUCCUCCGCCGCGCAUCCCCAGCCUCCUCCGCGCCGGCUCGUCCCUAGUUCCUCAAUGUCCGCUGCCGGCAGUUCGUCCGCGUGGAUGGCGGGUGAGCUCCCGCUCAUAACAUGUCCAGAUUGCAAAUGCCGGCAGGUGCAUGUUUUCUUGUCGACCACCGCCCUGACAUGUUCUUCUACAAAUGCAUGAACCACAAUCCAAAGGUGAAAGGGGGGUGUGAUUUCUGGCACUGGGAGAAAUCGUACUGCAAGUACUUGGUGAAGAUGGGAUAUAUGGAGUCAAAUGAAGUGGAUCAGUUGAGGUCUGAGAAGAGCCCUGAGAUGAGGACAGUAGGCAGGGAAGAAAUGAAGUUUGCAGUCAGAGAAGCAAGUGUAUCAGUUGGGCUUGGGAAAGAAAUGCUUUCAAUGUUGAAACUAGCUGUGUUGCUUUUAGCAGGGAUUUUUGUACUCUGUUUAGUUAUUGUAAUCAAGAUGUGAAAAAUGCAUGUAUGAAUGAAUGCUAUGGUGUUGAAUGGAAAAUUUGAAUGCAUAGUAUAAAUUUGGCUUGA